AUGCAAUUCUCUACCGCCGCCGCUGUUGCCACCGUCACCGCCGUUGUCGCCGCUUCUAACACCACCACCGUCCACCAGGACUCCACCACCUUGGUGACCAUCACCUCUUGCGAGUCGCACGCUUGCUCCGAGUCCGUGUCUCCAGCUUUGGUCUCCACCGCUACUGUCACCGUCAACGACGUUGUCACCAAGUACACCACCUGGUGCCCAUUGCCAACCACCACCGGUGCUUCUUCUUCCGCUUCCAAGAACUCCACCACCGUGGCCCCAGGUUCCACCACCGCCUCUAUCACCUCUACUUACACUGGUGCCGCCGCCAAGGCUUUGCCAGCUGCUGGUGCUUUGUUCGCCGGUGCCGCCGCUUUGUUGUUGUAA
Lachancea nothofagi CBS 11611 is the source of this 375-nucleotide messenger RNA. NCBI's taxonomy places the organism in Eukaryota, Fungi, Ascomycota, Saccharomycetes, Saccharomycetales, Saccharomycetaceae. The record is from the annotation of a GenBank genome assembly.